GGUGAAAGUUCAACUUUUUUGGAAGGUUUGGGUGAUCAUCUGCUUAUUUGGGCUCGAUCUAGAAGCUAUCUGAGACACAAAGUGUAAGCGACAAAAAGCACCACCACCAUGGGUUCCAUCCCGGCGCAGUGGUUGCCCCACUGGGAGGCCGGUUACCUGCGGACCGCCUGCCUGACCGUGCUGGUUGCCGUGGCCGUCCAGUUGGUGUUCAGGUUCCUCCGUGCGUUACUAUGGAAACGGUACAUUCAGAAAGUCCUGGCACCAUUCCCAGGACAACCUGCACACUGGCUGUUUGGUCAUAUGAGAGAGGUCCGGCCGGAUGAAACCGGUUUCACCAUCGUGCCACAGUGGGCAGCGAAGUUCAAGUUUGCCUUCCCGCUCUGGAUCGGGCCGUUCCGCGUGGUUCUCAGCCUCGUGCAUCCCGACUACAUCAAGGAGAUCGUCAACUCACCAGAACCAAAGGACAGGGUGUCAUAUGCCUGGCUGAAACCAUGGAUAGGUGACGGGUUGUUGGUCAGCGAGGGACAGAAAUGGUUCCGUAACCGGCGCCUCCUCACGCCGGGGUUUCACUUCGACGUGCUGAAGCCGUACGUCAAGGUCUUCUCUGAAUGUACCAACAUCAUGCUAGACAGGUGGGCAGAUCUGGCACCUGGCACACCUGUGGAGAUGUUCCACUACGCCAGCGCCAUGACACUGGACAGCCUGAUGCGAUGUGCGCUCAGCGUGCGCUCGGACUGCCAGCGGGACAGCGACGGGAGUCCGUACAUCCGCGCCGUGUACGACCUGACGAAGUGCGUGGUGGAGCGUGGUCGCUUCCCACCGUUUCACAUUCCCCUCAUCUUCCACCUCAGUCCAACUGGCUUUAGAGUCAUUUGGGUCCAGUUUUCCACCCAAGACGAAGACGGAAAGGGUUUGUCGGAGCGAGAGAUCCGUGACGAGGUAGACACCUUCAUGUUCGAGGGUCACGACACCACGGCGAGCGGUGUGUCCUGGAUCCUCUACAACCUGGCCAAACACCCGGCCUGCCAGGACAGGUGCCGCGCUGAGGUGGACGCAGUGCUGCAGGGGAGGGCAGAGGUCAAAUGGGAGGACCUGUCCAAGCUGCCCUACACCACCAUGUGUAUCAAGGAGAGUCUGCGGAUGCACUCCCCUGUCCCGGGGGUGACACGGCUCACCACACAGCCGCACACCUUUCCUGAUGGGAGAAGCAUCCCCGCAGGUGUUUCUGUGAGCAUUGGAGUGCACAGCUUACAUCAUAACAUCCAUGUGUGGGGAGACAACGUCAUGGAAUUUGACCCUGAGCGUUUCUCGCCUGAGAACUCCAAGGGCCGCUCUUCCCAUGCCUUCAUUCCUUUUUCAGCUGGAUCUCGGAACUGCAUCGGUCAGCACUUUGCCAUGAACGAGCUGAAGGUCACGGUGGCGCUGACCCUCCAGAGGUACCGGUUAGAACUGGACGAGACCAGACCUCCGUACCGGGUCGCUCGCCUCAUCACCAGGACCAGGGACGGUCUGUGGCUCAAGGUCUACCCCAGAGGAGCAGACAACUAGGGGAACCCACGUGGGGAUACAUGUAUAAUAAUAAUAAAGUUUAUUGCAAAUUCUUGCCUGAGGACUUCUUGCCGGUAACAUGAAAGGGACAAACAGUGUAGAGCAGUAUAGAAUAUGUCUAUGUUUAAAAGCUAAAAUGUAACUUGUUCAUAAGACACCAACUUGCAAAUACGUGUAUAUUGUAUAAUACACCCAUGUUGGAAUUCUUGUAUAACUGAUCCAUAUUGUUUAACUUGGGAAUGCUUCUAUAACAGACCCAGGAAUAUACUUUAGGAAUGUGCUUGUAUGUACAAUGUACAAGAAUUACAUGUAUAUAGAGUGCAUGGAUUGUAAACCCAUGUAGUAAAAUAUGUAAUUCUUUGUGGUACUGGCAUUUACCGGUAUGCUUGAUUUAGGAAUUGUGUUUAGAUAUUUAAAAAUAUAUAUUUAUGUCAAACUGUGAUAUGUUGGUGUGACAAAAUGGAAAAGAGUAUGAAUCAAACUGCUUUUCGCGGUGGAUUAGUUCAUUGACAGGUGAUUAGCAAAAAGGAUUUUAUCAUAACAUAUAUCAUUCCAUCCAAGGAGUUGUUUGGAUUGACAUUUGGCUAGGGUUUAUCGCCAUUGCUGCUACUGACUGUGUUCAUGCUUGUGACUUUCUAAUGACAGACAGAUGUUGUGAAAUUGCUGAAAACACAAUGUGUGCUACAAAAUGAGACAAAAAGUGUGAUCAUGUAAACCAACAUUUUUGAGCGAUUAAAUCUUGACAACUGUAGUUGCAAAUU
Messenger RNA from Branchiostoma floridae (Florida lancelet), 2309 nucleotides. Its product is annotated as leukotriene-B4 omega-hydroxylase 3-like. Bases 109 to 1548 code for a protein of 479 amino acids. Gene Ontology annotation, molecular function: oxidoreductase activity, acting on paired donors, with incorporation or reduction of molecular oxygen; monooxygenase activity; heme binding. The record is from RefSeq and is a predicted model, not a curated record. The transcript is spliced from 12 exons. Lineage: Eukaryota; Metazoa; Chordata; Leptocardii; Amphioxiformes; Branchiostomatidae.